This is a messenger RNA of Cryptomeria japonica (Japanese cedar), 4736 nucleotides long. RefSeq names its product disease resistance protein TAO1. The record is from RefSeq and is a predicted model, not a curated record. The coding region runs from base 182 to 4555 and encodes 1457 amino acids. The transcript has 7 exons. Gene Ontology annotation, molecular function: ADP binding. Gene Ontology annotation, biological process: defense response to fungus. Lineage: Eukaryota; Viridiplantae; Streptophyta; Pinopsida; Cupressales; Cupressaceae.
AUUCUGCUGUCUAAAGACUGUAGCUGCUUUUUCUUUGGCGUUUACAGCUUCAGCAAUCUAUUAAACGCUGCUAUCUCCUCUCUUGUGUGCAUACAUUCUCAGCAAUCUGUUUUACCCAAAUCAUAUCUUGUUCGAAUUUCAUUUACCAGCUUCCCUCUUUCAUACGCUCAGUAAUAGAAAAAUGGGCAACACUUCCUGCUGCUGCUCAUCCUCUGCCCCCCAACAGGAUUAUCAAGAUGUUAUCGAGAAACUGAUCAAAGUGGAAGAGAUGAGCCACAUCGAUGAAUUGAUUUCUUACAUCGAUGACCUCUUGAAUACCAUCGACCAGGGAAGCGUUAAUUCAAUUGCCCUUCUUUCCAAGACGAAUCGAGUCACCUCUUCUAUCACUUCUGGUGCUACUUUAUUGGAGAAGAUAUUGCACAGAUCUAACAGACAUAUAUGCAAGAGGGACACCAUGCCAAUGCUUAACCGUGAAACUCGGAAAUUGGUGAUUGAUAUAACAAAAGAAGCAGCGCAAAUUCAGUGGGUGGGAAUAGCGCUUUCAGUUGUAGGUUUCGUGUUGGAACACAUUGAGCAAGUUUCUUCCAACAGAGACGAAUGUAUAGUGCUCUUGAAAUACAUGUGUAAUCUUGCAAAAUACAUCAAGCGAUUGGAUGAUCAUUUGCCUGAGGAGAAGCUGAAGCGGGUUAUUCGAUUCGUUGUGGAAGGCUCACUCCUGUGCAUAUCGCAAAUGCAAUCUCAUGCGCUCUACAAAUUUUUCGCUGCUCCGGUUGCGGGUGAAGAUUUGCGGAGAUUGCAAGCACAACUUGCCCAGGAGUACUCAGAUCUCUCACUGGAAGCGAUAAUCACUGUGUUGAAUAGGAGUGCAGAAGUGUUGAAUAGGACGGAAGAAGUUUUGAGUAGGAUUCCAGUUCAGUUACCUCUCUCCCAAGGAAUAUCUCCUCGAGCAGUGGGUAUUGAGGAAUCCAGAACUCAAGUGACUAAACUUCUAGACAUGGAAAACAAAUCUGUUAAGGUGGUGGUCAUUUAUGGACAAGGUGGGAUAGGGAAGACAACUUUAGCUAGUGCCGUCUUCAGUAAUCUUGACCUAAAAAACUACAAACAUUGUAGAGUUGAUAUGGAACAGAAUUGUUCAGAGGCUGAUCUUAAAUCGGCCCAACAACAAAUUUUAGAUGACCUUUACGACCAGAAAAUUCAGUUGAGAAGUUUGAGUGAAGGUCGGGAAGUGUUAUCCAAGGACUUUAAAGAACACUCUUCUAAACCUGUUUUCAUUUUUGUUGACAACGCACUAAAGCAAAGUGACUUGGAAAAGCUUCUUCCCAUAACUGACUUGGCAUCCCUUCCACCACAGAGCAGAAUUCUCUUAACCACCAGAAAUCUAAAUGAGACUCGUAUAAUUUUGGAAGGAAGAGUUGAACGCUGUCCUUAUCUGGUAGCUUCUCUUCCACAAGAAGAGGCACAUAAAUUCUUGUGCAAGUUGGCUUUAGGUUAUGACCAGGCAAGUUUUGACUCAAUUGUAGAUAUUAAUGGCCUCCUCCAAAUAUGCCAGGGAAUUCCAUUGGUACUAAAAAUGGCGGGAGCCAGAUUGUAUGAACAUGCUCAAAGCAUGCCAGAUUGUAGAAAUGUAGUUGAAAGUCUCAAGUCAGAGCUCCUACAAGGAGAGGAGGAUGACUUAAGUGAGCGUAUGGUGGAUUUUGUAUACAAUCGUUUGAAAGCCUCGUGUAAAGAGGCAUUUCUUGACAUUGUGUUCUUCUUUUGUAAUUGGAGGCGGCGGAGGGUGGCGUGUAGUGUUGGAGAGACAGAGCUUGAAGAGCUUGAAAGGGCUGCACUUGUAAAUAUAAGCGAUGAAGGCAGGGUGAAUGUACAUGAUAUAGUGAAAGCGCGAGGGAGAAUGCUGUCAGGAGAUUGGGAGAGAAUCACGGACCAACAAUCUCUCAAUGAUGUUCUCCAAGAUAAAGAGAGGAUAAAGAGAACGAAGGGGAUUGUUCUAGUGGAUGAAGCAUUCGAGCUGGAAGCAGAUCAUCUCAACUUGAUGAAGAGAUGUUUAAGAGUUUUGAUCUUGACAGGAAGAACUAGAAUAGUGAAUGGAGAAUGUAGAGGAGUCUUUGACAAUCUAAGGUUGGUCAGCCUCGACAACUAUAAUAAUUACUCACGGAUGGAUGUCAGUAAUCAUCCGAGAUUAGCAGCAUUCAUUUUGAAAUACGACGGAGACUCCAACUUUCCUGAGUUCACAGGCACCAUCCCAUCUUCAUUGAGAUAUAUGUGUAUUAAAGAUGCUCCGUUGGUUAAUCUAACCACCACCCUUUCCCAAAUUAAAUCUUUGCAUUCUCUGACAUUGCGGGGCUGUAGAGGGUUGGAUAGCUUGCCUAAAACCAUUGACAACAUACUUAUUUUAGAAAAGUUGAGUUUAAAGUUUUGUGAUAGUUUGGUGAACCUUCCAUAUAAUUUUGGAAAAAUAUCUUGUUUGAACAAGUUGAGUUUAAGCUCUUGUUCCAGCUUGGUGAGCCUUCCAGACAGUGUGGGCAAUUUAUCCUCUCUGAACAGCUUGGAUUUAAGCUCUUGUUUCAGCUUGGUGAGCCUUCCAGACUGUGUGGGCAAUUUAUCCUCUCUGAACAGCUUGGAUUUAAGGUAUUGUUCCAGCUUGGUGAGCCUUCCAGACAGUGUGGGCAAUUUAUCCUCUCUGGACAGCUUGGAUUUAUGGUCUUGUUCCAGCUUGGUGAGCCUUCCAGACAGUGUGGGCAAUUUAUCCUCUCUGGACAGCUUGGAUUUAAGGUGUUGUUCCAGCUUGGUAAGCCUUCCAGACAGUGUGGGCAAUUUAUCCUCUCUGAACAGCUUGGAUUUAAGCUCUUGUUCCAGCUUGGUGAGCCUUCCAGACACUGUGGGCAAUUUAUCCUCUCUGCACAGCUUGGAUUUAUGCUCUUGUUCCAGCUUGGUGAGCCUUCCAGACAGUGUGGGCAAUUUAUCCUCUCUGCACAGCUUGGAUUUAAGCUCUUGUUCCAGCUUGGUGAGCCUUCCAGACAGUGUGGGCAAUUUAUCCUCUCUGGACAGGUUGUAUUUAUGGUCUUGUUCCAGCUUGGUGAGCCUUCCAGACAGUGUGGGCAAUUUAUCCUCUCUGGACAGCUUGGAUUUAAGCUCUUGUUCCAGCUUGGUGAGCCUUCCAGACAGUGUGGGCAAUUUAUCCUCUCUGGACAGGUUGGAUUUAAGCUCUUGUUCCAGCUUGGUGAGCCUUCCAGACAGUGUGGGCAAUUUAUCCUCUCUGGACAGGUUGUAUUUAAGCUCUUGUUCCAGCUUGGUGAGCCUUCCAGACAGUGUGGGCAAUUUAUCCUCUCUGGAAAGGUUGGUUUUAAGCUCUUGUUCCAGCUUGGUGAGCCUUCCAGACAGUGUGGGCAAUUUAUCCUCUCUGGACAGGUUGGGUUUAAGCUCUUGUUCCAGCUUGGUGAGCCUUCCAGACAGUGUGGGCAAUUUAUCCUCUCUGGACAGCUUGGAUUUAAGGUCUUGUUCCAGUUUGGUGAGCCUUCCAGACAGUGUGGCCAAUUUAUAUGGUCUGGUAGAUGUAUAUUUAAUCAGAUGUACACAGCUCUCUUUGUUGCCAGAAAGCUUCGAAAACCUCGCUUCUCUGGAGCGCUUGGUGUUGGAAGAUUGCGAGAAGCUGUCAUAUCUACCUCAAAAUUUUGGUCAGCUGAAGUGCUUAAAAUAUGUGAGCAUACAUGGAUGCAUUGCAUUACAGAGCCUCUCUGAUGAUUUUGAAUGUCUGAGUUCACUAAUUGUUGUCAAGGCUUCAGAAUGUCCUCAACUGGAGGAAAAUACAAUGGACAAGUUAGCCAAGAUGAAGGGAUUGAUGAUUGUUGAUAUAGAUGGAAGCCCUACGUUGAAAAAGCGAUGGCAAAAAGUGAAGGAGCAAUACUCUUUAGCAGUAGUGGAGUGCGGAAGAAAGGAAUUCGAGGAUGAAAUGUACCCACAUGCGGAUGUAAUGUGUAGAGCAUUUUUCCACAGUGAAUCAAGAUUCGUGUAUGUUGAUGAGAAUGGGCAGCUCGUGGAAUCGCCCAGUCCGGCGGGUGGGGUAAAGCUGUGGUUCCUGUUAAAGGAGAUGGAUGUGAGAUCAUCAUCAUCAUCAUCGUCAAACAGCAGUUGUUGGGAAGCAGUGAAGAAGAAAUGGGAGGAGGUGGUGGCUUCGGAGGGGGGACAAAUGAUUUAUGUGGAUAUGGAAAGAGAAAGACGUGUUCAGCAAGCUCUCCCCCAUUUACCCAGAAACACUCGUGCCUGGAUUGCUCCUGACAAUAGGGCAAGGUUAUCCUUUGCCUAUUCCGUGCGGCAUUAUUACAAGAGACAUGUCCAAAAGCGGCACGUGGAGGCCAAAUUGGGGGUUGGUAAUUGUGUUGUGAGCACAUCAGCGUGUGUGGAUGAAGAGGGAAGGCGGAAGCUUGAUGACCUCAUCUUCAUACUCCCCGACGUCAGUACACCUCCUUUUGCAGAAACUGAGCAUGAAGACAUUUCUGAUGAGUUACUCUCCCCUUUUGAGGAAGCAAGGAGGUUUCUGUUGGACAUUUAUUAUUAAACUUGUAUGGUAUUGAUCUGCUGGCAUUUUGUACCCGGCUUUCUGGCAGGCCAUUUUGUGUCAAAUUAUUCAUCUCCCUUCUUUACAAAGUCUUGGAUUUUAUAUGAGAAGAACAAAUAACCUUUCCUCUCCUAAUUUUCAUAUUGAAGAAGCCCUCGUAUGGAAUUGUAUUGAGCAUUUC